CUUUGCUUCAUUGCCUGCAGAUGUAUCGCACAGAGAUGUUGAAAAAAGACGUCCUUGAGGACGAGCACCCCAAGGUGCAGCUCUCUCAUCACGAAGAUAUCGAUAGCGAGGCACCACUGGCUAUCGCAGAUCAUAUCUCGUACGGACCAACUGGAAUCAAGGGCCUUCUGCAGUCGCCCUACGUUUUCGGUGCUGCACUUCUUGCGUCCCUGGGCGGUUUCUCCUUUGGAUAUGAUCAAGGCGUGAUUUCGGUCAUCAAUGUUAUGUCGCAGUUCCAUACCCGUUACCCAAACACGGAUCCCAACCAUAAGGCUAGUGGGUUUUACACAGGCUUCAUGACCGCAAUGAUGGAACUUGGCGCAUUUCUCGGCUGCUUCUUCAUGCCAAAAUUGGCGGACACAAUCUCCAGGAAAUGGGCCCUGACGUUUGUUGUGGUUAUCUUCGACAUCGGGGCAAUUAUCCAGACAGCCGCCACCAAUUAUGGCAUGCUUGUUGCUGGGAGGUUUAUUGGUGGGAUAGGCGUCGGAACGUUAGCAAUGGGUGCGCCCUUGUACAUUUCCGAAAUUGCACCACCCAACUUGCGAGGAUCGCUACUCGUUCUCGAAGCAAUGUCCGUGGUGGUCGGUGUUGUUAUAUCCUACUGGAUCACCUUUGGCACGCGAUAUCUGGACGGCGAGGUUAGCUUCCGGCUUCCUUUUGGUCUUCAAAUGGUUUGCUCCACACUGCUUGGUGUAGCAAUCCAUAUCUUCCCAUAUUCCCCGCGCUGGUUAUGCCUCGUAGGACGGAAACAAGACGCCUUGAGGAGCCUUGCCAAACUCCGCCGUUUACCAGAAUCGGACAAUCGCAUUCAAACGGAGUGGCGCGGAAUUAUGACGGAAGUGGAGUACCAAAAGAUCCUAUUGGAAAAACACUAUCCGGGAAAACGAGGACUCACGCUAGAACUUCUCACCUGGCUAGAUUUGUUCAAGAAAAAGACCUGGAGGAGAACGGUAGUUGGCUGCGGAGUCGGCUUCUUCCAGCAGUUCUCUGGUAUCAAUGCCUUUAUAUAUUACGCCCCGAUAUUGUUCACUUCGAUGGGUCUGUCGGAUGACUUGUCAAAGAUCGUAUCUGGUGCGCUCAACGUUGGUCAGCUAGUUGCUACGGCUUCUUGUUUCUUUAUCAUCGACCAUGUAGGCAGACGUCCCUUGGCGAUUCUGGGCGGAAUUGGCUCCAUGGUUCCUUAUAUUAUCAUGGCUGUUCUAUUUGGAAUGUAUUCAGACGACUGGCCGGCCCAUAGAGCUGCGGGUUGGGGUUGCGUUGCAAUGGCGUGUAAGUCUGGAACCAUUCCUCAUCUCGCGAUUCAAAAUCACUGAUUGUCCAAACCCUGAGAGCAUAGUUGUUUACAUUUUCGCCUACGGGUCAACGUACGCGCCUCUUGGAUGGACCCUGCCGGCGGAGAUAUUCACCAACGCAACACGCUCGAAGGGCGUGGCUCUAUCCACAGCUACAAUCUGGCUCUGUAAUUUUAUCAUUGGCGUGGCGACACCACCGAUGAUCGAUUCAGCAGGAUUUGGCACGUUUGUCUUCUUCGCCUGCUUCUGUGGGUUGGCCGCAAUAUGGGCAUAUUUCUUGGUACCGGAGACAAAGGGCCGCUCCCUGGAGGAGUUGGUGAAGAUAUUCGAUGACGAUACCGGGCCUGAAGAUGCAGAAAUAAUCGGGCAAGCUGUUGCCAAAGUGAAUUGGGAUACCCAUGACAUGCAAAGCGUGUGAUGGAACAUGAGUGGAUGAUGUUCACAGAAAGGAGAGCAAUCUCGGAAUCGCAGGACAGGUAUUCUGCAUUGGAUUGUUUUCUUCAGGCGAUAUAUUCAUUAUUUAUACCAGCAACACAGUCUUUGCCUCUAUUAUUUAUUUAUUGUACAUAGAGCAAUGGAUUCUGGGGCGAGAUACACCAACAGUUGAAGUUGACGGGUUGGACGUGGUUGUAUUCACAAGGGGGUCGGCGGAGUCGGUCCCUAUCUAG
This is a messenger RNA of Monascus purpureus, 1999 nucleotides long. Lineage: Eukaryota; Fungi; Ascomycota; Eurotiomycetes; Eurotiales; Aspergillaceae. The record is from the annotation of a GenBank genome assembly.